GUUGGCAGCGGGCGGGCGAUGGUGGCGGGCUGUGCCGCGCGGCUGCUCCCCCUGCCCCGCUUGGGCCGGGCCGCCGGGGCACGGGGGCCGCUGCCCGGGUGGGCGGCAACGGGGCGCGGCGGGCUGCGGGCCGCGCGCUGGGCCGCCGUGGCCUUGGCGGUGCCCGCCGCGGCCGGGCGGAAGGAGGGGCCGGGGCGCUGGCAGUGGCAGGCGGCCGCCCAGCCGGUGUGGGCUGGGGAGCGCGAUCCGGAGCGGUCGGCCCGGGGGCUGCUGAGGCGGUUGGGUCUGGUGCUACGGCUGAGCCUGCGGGCCUGCGGGCUGCUGCUGCGCUUCGGGCCCCUGCUGCUGCUGUACCCGCUGAGCCGCCUGCGGCCCGGCCUAGCCGCCGUGUGGCUGCGGCUGCUGCGGAGAGCGGCCGAGGCCGCCGGACCCACCUGCAUCAAGCUGGGCCAGUGGGCCAGCACUCGCAGGGACCUCUUCUCCGAGGCCUUCUGUGAUGAGUUUUCCAAGCUGCACGUCGAGGUGAGCCCACAUGCCUGGGGCCACACCGAUGAGCUCUUGAGGAAGGCCUUCGGUGAGGACUGGAGGAGCAUCCUUACGUUUCCCAGCCAGGAGCCGAUCGGCUCAGGCUGUGUGGCACAGGUGUAUAAAGCCUAUGCGGAUCUCACGGCUAUCGCUGCCCCCCCAGCCAAGGGGCUGGCACGGAGCUGGGAGUUGCAGUCUGCCUUUGAGGCUUGGGAGGUGUCAGGCCUCAGGGGCCUCAUCAGGUGGCUGAGAAGGAGGAAGAGCGAGGGGAUGUGGGAAGAGAGGAGCGGGGCUGAGCUGAGCCCCUUCGGCUGCUCCCUGGGAAGUCCUGUGAGUGGAACGCCCCACGUGGAGCAGAUGGCCACACCGCUCCUGAAUGCAAAACCAUCAUCAGCCAGACACCUCACACCUGUAGCUGUUAAAGUCCUGCACCCAGGGCUAGUCCACCAAGUCCAGAUGGAUCUGUUUCUCAUGAAGUUGGGAAGCCACAUCAUUGGACUUCUGCCUGGAUUUAAGUGGCUCAGUUUGACAGAGAUUGUGGAAGAAUUUGAGAAACUUAUGCUUCAGCAGAUCGACUUGCACUACGAAGCCAGAAAUCUGGAGCGCUUCCGUCAGAAUUUCCUAGAUGUCGAUUUUGUGAAGUUCCCAACUCCUGUUCAUCCUUUGGUGACAACAGAUGUUCUCGUGGAAACAUUUGAGGAGAGUGAGCCUAUUUCACGCUACCUACACACAGAGGUUGCCACUGAACUGAGGCAGAGACUUGCAAAGAUGGGCAUGGACAUGCUCCUAAAGAUGGUCUUUGUUGACAACUUUGUGCAUGCUGACUUGCACCCUGGGAACAUCCUGGUGCAAGGCACAGCCUGCAUCAGCACCAGCUGCAAAGAGCAGACGGCCAUUGUGGAUCUGUGUGACACGCUCGUCGUGGAAGUGCAGCCACCCUUCAGACAGCUCUGCCUGGUGCUGCUGGAUGCAGGGAUCGUGGCGGAGCUGCAGAGUGCUGACAUGCAGAACUUCAGAGCAGUUUUCACAGCUGUGGUCCAGGGCCAGGGGGAGAAAGUGGCAGAACUGAUUCUUCAUCAUGCUCGGGCCAACCAAUGCCAGGAUAUUGAGCGAUUCAAAGCUGAAAUGGCAGAACUAGUGACCAAAGUUCGAAGGAACACCAUUGCCCUAGGAAAGCUUCAGGUGGCAAAUCUCCUCUCCAGUGUCUUUAAAUUACUGAUGACCCAUAAGGUGAAGCUUGAGAGCAAUUUUGCUUCCAUCAUCUUUGCCAUCAUGGUUCUGGAAGGUCUUGGUCGUUCACUGGACCCUGAGCUGGACAUUCUAGAGGCAGCUAAACCACUGCUCAUCAGAACUGCAGCUUCUGUACUGGAAUAGACACUUGUGGCUGCUGCCCUCUCAUGGUGCAGGGUUACCUCUGAUGCCUAUGAGCUCACAGGAGGAAGCUGAAGGUGAGAACAGUUCCACUUGUCUUGGGAAAGUGCCACGUGGUGAUAACCUCCAUACCCUGCCUUGAGUCCUAUCAGCCAAGCACCAGGCAUGGGAUCUUUUUGAGGUCUGUUUCAGAAGCCUUUCUUUUCCAGGAAGAUUUUGCACAGAUGGAGAGUUCUGACUCAUCUAAUUAUGCGGUUCUAUGAGCUAAUAUGCUCUGGUAGUUUUUAACUGACAUAUCAUGUAGCCUGUGUGGAAAAGAUCACUGCAGGUUGAUGAGGAAAGCAGUCUUAAUCGUCUAAAAGUCUCUAAUAAGAUGUUCAGUGAUCAAAUUUGUUUGGAAAUAAAUUGGGUUAAAUAUUUGCUGACUGAUGUGUCAAUAUGGUAUAAGGGACAAUGUUCUGAUGCCACCUAAGCAAGUAAUUCAGGCUGAGAAAAGCCAGUAAGCCUUUUAGUCCUUUCUACUUCUACUUUUAUUGUAGAAGUGCCCUGAGUUCCUGCAUGGAGUGGUCUGUUCUUGGUCAUUUUGAAUGAUAAAAACAGACCAGCACGUUGAUUUUGUUUAAACUAUACUGUCCAACAAUAUAUGUAUGGCAGAAGAACUCAUUCCGUAAUAAAAACAACUUUUGGGAA
Gallus gallus (chicken) is the source of this 2586-nucleotide messenger RNA. RefSeq names its product aarF domain containing kinase 2 (gene ADCK2). The transcript has 8 exons. The record is from RefSeq and is a predicted model, not a curated record. Gene Ontology annotation, cellular component: mitochondrion. Lineage: Eukaryota; Metazoa; Chordata; Aves; Galliformes; Phasianidae. Bases 19 to 1899 code for a protein of 626 amino acids.